CGUAGCGUUGGGAUCUCCCAAGCCGGCUGGGGCUGAACUGCUUGCCCCACCUGGGCCCCGGGUCAGGUUACCUUAGCAGCUCUUAGCUGCCGCCUCAGGCGGACACCUGCACCGAGGAUGCGCGGCCUGCCGCUGGGCAGGCAGCAACUAGAGCUGCCAACCUGGUCACCACCACCACAACCUUCACCUCCAACUUCCCCACCACCAUCAAGACCACCGUCGCCGAUUUCGCCCGAGGUAUUACCACCACCACCACUAAAACCGCACUGGCGACGUCGACUACGGCUCCCCACGAAACGACAACCAAUGAUUGUCAUCCUCGUUCUCCUCCUGGCGGCGGCCCUGCUCACCUACUUCUUCAUCUCAGAAGCGACCCUCUCGGCCCCCUGGAAGCCCGACCCCUCGGCCCGCCUCUUCGCCCAGCGGCCGUUGCCCCCGCCCCUCGACGACACGUUCCUCUCGUCGCCCAAGUACACCCUGCCGCUGCGCACGCGGGGGCGCGAUGUGGUCGACGCCAACGGCCGGCGCUUCAAGCUGGCCAGCGUCAACUGGUACGGCGCGUCCGACGAGCUGUUCGUGCCGGGCGGGCUGGACGUGCGCCACCGCGACGACAUCGCCGCGCUGAUCCGCUCCAUGGGCUUCAACUCGGUGCGGCUGCCCUACGCGGACGAGACGGUGAUGGCCAACCCGGUGGUCGCGCCGCACCUGCUGAGCGCGAACCCGGACCUGGUGGGGAAGCGGGCGCUGGACGUGUUCGAGGCGGUCGUGCAGGCGCUGACCGACCAGGGCAUCGCCGUCAUCGUCAACAACCACAUCACCAGCGCGACGUGGUGCUGCGGGGCAGACCCAUGCGAUUCCGGGUGGGCGAAUGAUCACCUGCCCGCGGUGCUGUGCCGGGUGAGGCAGACCGAGGAGCAGUGGGUGCAGCACUGGGAGGAAGUGAUGGGCCGGUUUGUGAAGAACCGCCUGGUGAUCGGGGCGGAUUUGAGGAACGAGGUCCGGGGCUUCUGGGGGACCAUGCCGUGGGAGAAGUGGGCCGCGGCGGCGGAGAAGGCGGGGAAUAGGCUGCUGAAGAUGAACCCGGAUUGGUUGAUCAUCGUGGGCGGGACCGAGUCGUGCAACGAUCUCUCGGGGGUAGCGAGGCGGCCGGUGGUGCUGGACGUGCCCGACCGGGUGGUCUACUCGGCGCACGUGUACUCGUGGAGCGGCUGGGGCAGUCUGGGAGGGAGGUAUUCCAAGCGGACGUACGCGAGCUUUGUCCAGUCGAUGCGCAAGAACUGGGCGUACUUGGUCGAAGGCAACAUCGCGCCUGUCUGGGUGGGCGAGUUUGGCGCGCCCGACAAGCCCAAGCGGGGGGACGCCAACUACUGGAACAACCUGAUGCGCUACCUCAAGACGAUCGAUGCCGAUUUCGGGUACUGGGCCAUCAACCCGAGGAAACCAAAGGACGACGAGAGGGAGACAUACUCGAUCCUAAAGGACGACUGGCUCACGCCGCUGCUGGACUACCGCAUGAAGGACAUGACCGAGAUGAUGCGGGCCGGCAGGAGAAAAUAAGGGCAGAGGAGGUGUGUUGUCUCUGUGUGUGUGUAUGUGUGUGCCGGUGAAUGGGGGCAUGCUCUUUGGUCUCAUGCGCCU
Messenger RNA from Thermothielavioides terrestris NRRL 8126, 1638 nucleotides. RefSeq names its product glycoside hydrolase family 5 protein. Gene Ontology annotation, molecular function: hydrolase activity, hydrolyzing O-glycosyl compounds. Lineage: Eukaryota; Fungi; Ascomycota; Sordariomycetes; Sordariales; Chaetomiaceae. The transcript has a single exon. The record is from RefSeq and is a predicted model, not a curated record. The coding region runs from base 307 to 1557 and encodes 416 amino acids.